AUGGAUUAUGGAAAUCAGACUUUGGUGACUGAAUUUUUCUUCAUGGGCUUAACAAAUCGCUCAGAAUCAGUUGUUCUCUUUGUGGUAUUUCUCUUGGUUUCUCUUGUCACUCUUCUGGGAAAUGUGGGGAUGAUCACCCUCAUUUGGAUGGAUCCCCGACUCCACACUCCCAUGUACUUUUUUCUCAGUCACUUGUCCUUUGUGGAUGCCUGCUCUUCUUCUGUAAUUGGUCCUAAGAUGUUGACUGACAUCUCUGUGGAAAAAAAAGUAAUCUCUUUCUUUGGCUAUGCUGCUCAGAUCUGGUUUUUUGGUCAGUUUGUAGUGACUGAAUGUUUCCUCCUGGCCUCCAUGGCAUAUGACCAGUAUAUGGCCAUCUGUAAGCCCUUGUUGUAUACUCUCAUUAUAUCCCAGCGGGUCUGUGUGCAGCUGGUGGUAGGGCCUUAUGCUGUGGGUCCUAUGAGCACCAUGACCCACACGACUUUCACCUUUCGCCUACCUUACUGUGGUCCAAAUAUCAUCAAUCACUUCUUCUGUGAUCUUCUUCGUGUUUUGUCCCUGGCAUGUGUAGACACCCACAUCAAUCAGUUUGUUCUUUUCCUCUUUGCUGGAGCUCUAGGAGUGCUCAGUGGUAUGAUCAUGCUGGUUUCCUACAUUUACAUUGUCUUUGCUAUCCUGAGGAUCCACUCUGUGGAGGGGAGGCACAAAGCCUUCUCCACCUGCUCUUCACACCUGACAGCUCUCUCCAUCCUAUAUGGGACACUCUUCUUUAUCUAUGUACGCCCUAGUUCUAGUUUCUCCCUGGACAUUAAUAAGGUGGUUUCUGUGUUCUACACAGCUGUGAUUCCCAUGUUGAACCCCCUUAUCUACAGCCUGAGAAACAGGGAGGUCAAAGAUUCAUUCAGAAGGACACUUGAGAAGAAGAAGUUUCUAAUGAGUAGUUAA
Messenger RNA from Zalophus californianus (California sea lion), 942 nucleotides. Its product is annotated as olfactory receptor 1002-like. The record is from RefSeq and is a predicted model, not a curated record. Lineage: Eukaryota; Metazoa; Chordata; Mammalia; Carnivora; Otariidae. Gene Ontology annotation, biological process: sensory perception of smell; G protein-coupled receptor signaling pathway. Gene Ontology annotation, molecular function: odorant binding; olfactory receptor activity; G protein-coupled receptor activity. Gene Ontology annotation, cellular component: membrane.